Messenger RNA from Aspergillus brunneoviolaceus CBS 621.78, 1828 nucleotides. RefSeq lists its product as uncharacterized. Lineage: Eukaryota; Fungi; Ascomycota; Eurotiomycetes; Eurotiales; Aspergillaceae. The transcript is spliced from 4 exons. Gene Ontology annotation, cellular component: nucleus. The coding region runs from base 123 to 1589 and encodes 488 amino acids. The record is from RefSeq and is a predicted model, not a curated record. Gene Ontology annotation, biological process: regulation of transcription by RNA polymerase II. Gene Ontology annotation, molecular function: DNA-binding transcription factor activity, RNA polymerase II-specific; RNA polymerase II cis-regulatory region sequence-specific DNA binding.
UUAAAGACCUGAUUCACUGCCUCCAGCGUGGGCUUGCAUUGCUUUACGCGACACAAGGCACCAGAAGAAAUAUCGACAGACAGUAGGCUAGCGCACCUGAUGCGCCUCAAACCACUGCAUUCAUGACAGAAUCAUACGACCCAGAUGAAAUCCCUGGUUCCCCCGGGCUGAAGGCCACCCAGGUUGAUUACUCACUCAAGGAUUCGCCUCCACCCUUUGGGGAACCGCCGCCUGAGGGAGACGUUGCUAAACCUGCUGUGGACGAUGUGGCACCGUUUUCGGGCAGUUCCCAGCCUAAUCGACCUGAUAUAGCCAAUUUCGAAUAUCAACAUGGCUUCACUCAUGAGGCGGUAACUGAUGAAUCCUUUGACAAGCCUACUAAAUUAAGGUCUAAACUGGACAAUGCUUUGCUGCCAGAGCCAUGCAAACCCACGGAGACAGACAGCUUGAAAGCUGCAGCCACAGCCAAACAAGCGCUCGAUCUGGUAUCUUUAGAUAUUAAGGAAGACCCGAGGGAGAAUGCCCAGUUCGGAUUGACGCCAAAAGAACCUAGUCAUUCCCCGGAGCAGUCGUCUCCUAAGCAGGAGCAACAGCUCACGCCUCCCAAUAACAAUAAUAUCUCAUCACUACUAUCGGAUCCUCCGCCACGACAGGAAAGGAAGCUGUCUGACCCCGACUCCCGCUUGAGCAAACUACUUCUCGUCAACCCUUCGACAUCUCCAGGCCAGGUUCUACCAGCGCUUCACUCUUCAUCAACCGGGAACUCUGUCGAUCAUAGCCUCCCUUCCCUCCAAACUGCAUUAGCGGCAGUCACGGAUGUACCGCCAAAUCCCGCCGUGCGCAUCAAUGGCUCGUCUUCUUAUACCCUGCCUCCAGUACAAGCUUCCUCUCCAGUCUCAAGAACAGACUCUCUCUGGGAUCACCAGCGCAUGGGGCAGUUUGGCCCUCCCCCGCAGGUUCCGCCCAGCCCAUAUUCACAUCUAUCUCCUGCGAGCUCGAAGGAAAUGUCAACCAUGCCGUCUCCUGCUUCACAGUCACCGUACUGGAGGAUCAAAGAGAUACCUUACCUGACCUCCCCAUAUGAGGUAGCACCCUCCACGGUCAAGAGUCCGGCGACAAGUUAUCCGACCCCGACGGAUCAGACACCUACAGGGUCCUGCGACCGAUCGUUUAACCCCUCUGCGCAGGCUAAUGGGCCUGUACCAGUUGGGACAUAUAAAUGUCGUCAUCCUGGGUGCACGGCACCUCCUUUCCAGACUCAAUAUCUACUCAAUUCUCAUGCGAACGUUCAUUCCCAAGACCGUCCGCAUUUUUGCCCCAUAGAAGGCUGUCCUCGUGGACCAGGGGGCAAGGGCUUUAAACGGAAGAACGAGAUGAUCCGUCAUGGUCUCGUCCACAAUUCUCCCGGUUAUGUUUGCCCUUUUUGUCCAGAUCAACAGCAUAAGUACCCUCGACCGGACAAUCUUCAACGACAUGUCCGAGUCCAUCAUGUCGAUAAGAAUAAGGAUGAUCCGGCUCUCAGGCAGGUCCUGGCCCAGAGACCGGAAGGUAGCAACCGCGGUCGGCGCCGCCGCACCAACGCUCAAUGAGCGACCUCCUCACGACCGUCGUGAGAACCCCUCUUCCCAUAAGUGCAGAUUUACUGUUCAGAUGAUAUUGCAUUAGCGACAGCGCCCGUGUUGAUUCAGUCUUCGGGAAGGUGGCUUUCUCGAACAUGAUCCUGAUGCUGAUGAGUCAUGCUGGGAAUCACGCAGCCACUCUUACCCACCGCCCGCCACCCGUUUCCCCAAUUGUCGUGUCUACUGCACAUGCAUCAUAUGAGCUCGUC